AUGGGGGAAGUUCACAGUAUGAGGACACCUCCGCUUCCAUCGCCGGCUGAAGCCCCCUCGCCUGUUCUCGCUUCUCAGUCCCACCACCGUUUCUCCUCUCAACCCUUCUCCAGAUUUGUACACAGUGAAGAAGGCGCAUACCCAGUCGGUGGAAAUUCAGACUCCGGAUAUGACCCUCGGAAGGCUAACUCUUCACCCUAUUCUGUCCCACAUGAGCAGACCGCGCAUCAAUAUCGAUUACAUACUUCUGCAGAGAAAGAGAAUUUAGAUGCCAGGAACGGGCAUGAGGAGGAUCUAGGUCGAAAUCAACCUACCCUCAAAGACCUCCGGCGGCAGAUGGAAGAAUUGCUUGCGUACCAACAGAUGCGAAACUCCCAGAACCCGGGUUCUUCAGUUCCUCACGAGAUCGCUGCGCCGCAAGGAUCCGCAAGCUCAGUCCCGCCAGAAUCGACUAAGAAGAGACGCAUCUCCAAUGUAUUGUCGCCGCAGGUCGCACCACCCCUCACCGGAGCGCCCGAUUCAGCCGGAUCCAGCGGCACAAUUCGAGGCACGGAGUCGCAGACAACUCCCGAAACCUUGCCUCUGAAAACGCCGUCGUACCCGUUUCCAGAAAUGCCACCGCAAAAAACGAAACAAAAAUUUGUCGCGCAAUUGAACAACGGCUCUUUUAAGCUGACUCUCCCCGCCGAGAAGUUGAAAGGUCAUAUCGCAUCAUCACAUAUCCCGGCUGAAGGACAGCAGCCCGUUCCAGCUCUGUUUCCGGCAUCCAACAGUGCAUUCGUGCCGGCAGACCAUAAGCCUGUCGUGGAAGACCCAGCCUAUCCGAGUCCUAACCUUUAUGAGCUCACACUACAGCUCAAUGCAGAUCCUGGUCUUGACGCCUGGUGGACAAAUGUUGUUAAUAUAUUGCAGACGCACUAUGGGGCAGAGCGGGCCUCACUUGCUGUACCGGGUGAUGCAACGGAUCUCGAAAAUGUACCCUGGGGCCAAAAGGCGAUAUUCAACGAAGGUGUUCCUGAGAACGACAAACUGGGCCCGUCGACUGAAACCCAAGGCGACACUACGCACCCGAAGGUAUUGGUACAUGCCGAGAACGUGAAGGAAACGCCUGAUGCAGAUGUUGUGAAUGGACCUCCGACGCCGGCUAGUUCUGGAAUCCGACCGCCACUUUUGACACGGCACUCGUUCGCUGGGUUCGGCAAAGACAGGAAGAAGCCUACCCCGAAUGACGCGGACACACUGCGCAGAUUGAAAAGCCCGCUCAAGUCUGAGACGCCACGCAUGCAGGAACAGGACCAAACCCCGACGCCUGUGCAGACAACUACUCAAGAUACCGCGAGCGUUACUCAGAAAUACCACAGACUGGCUGUUUUCCCGACGACGAGAGCCCUGGAAUUUGAGCCAGACCCUCUUAUCAAGAGGACGGGUGUGGUAAAGUUAUUUGGACGCACGAAACCCGUGAUCUUGACGCGAGAAUACUCACAUUCUCCGGCAUCCAAGGCACCUUAUGCCGAACCCGUUCAAACUCCGGAAGACAAGGUUCAAGUGACUCCGACCGCCGAACCUUCUCAUAUACCUCAGCGAACCGCGCCGACUGCCGCUCGAGCCAGAUCCCUCUCUAACCCUGCAGUUUCCGUCAUACAAGCGCAACGUCACCCCUUCAUGGAAUUUCUCGAUGAAUACGAACAAGUCCCUCCAUCUCCUUGGUCGCAGUCGCCAGCUCCUUCUCCAGCACCUCGCGCCCAUCCCGAACAAAACCCCUUCUUUUCCAACCACACCGUCGAUGAAACGGCUUUCGCUAAAAACCCUCCCUUACAUGAUUAUUCGAACCCUGACCCCUUAGAAGCAAUUGGGGUUGAUUUGGCCAAGUCUGUUGUUCACAUACCAUUAUUACAUAGUGGACCAUCCAAACAGUCGACUUCAGCUCCGUUGAGGUUCCCUGUCGCCGUCAUCUCAAUUCUCUCACCAGCCAUACCGUUUCCGUCCAAUCUGAGGCAAUCUUUAGCCUACCUUAUGCCCCAUCUUACGACCUCUUUCUGCCUGGCACAGCACUACAGUCAACUGGAGCGGCAGUUUGCGUCUCGGCUAGAGAUACCACGCUUUGGGAACCUGCUCGGGUUGGGCGGGACAUUCUCGGACGAGAGUAGCGAGUUGGAGCUUGUAGCAGGCCUCAGCGGCCAUGUUAGCUAUACUGUGACGGAUGAUGGCUCUCUGUCCGCCAGAGCCAGUCUGUCGAGUCCCGACGAUAGGGCCAGUUCGACCAGAUUUAGCCCAGCUAUAUCAACGCUCGGGACUCCUUGCCUUGACCUUAAUAUGGCCAGUAUAUCUGAAUCUCCCGGUUUGGCUGCUCGGCUUUCCGGCAACGAACCUCUUGACAGCUAUUUCAACGUGCCACAAUCAAAGACGUCCCGCGAUGGCCCAAGCCAGCAUCGAAGCCGGUUGGCAAAGAUUCGGCAUUCUGCUACAUCCCCGUCUGCUAUAUCACCAGGAAAACCGUGGCCGAAGAAUACAACGGACGAGGAAGCCGCUGCAUCGGACCCCAAUGUGACAGCCGUAUCUCCCCAAGAGCUAAAGUCGCAACCGAUUAUAUCACCCACACAAACAUCCUCUCGCCAGCACUCUGGUACUUCCUUCUACAAUCAGCUUCAGCGCGAGCUGCCACGCCCUUUUACCGAUACCGUCGCACAGCUCAUGUUAAACUCUGUUCCCCUGCACCUUUUCCUAGCAAAGCCUCAGAGUGGUGAAGUCAUCUGGACAAACUCCAAAUUUGAUGCGUAUCGGCGAAGUCAGCCACAGGAGCAGAAGCUGAGGGAUCCCUGGCAGAAUAUCCAUAGCAGCGAGCGCGGCCAUGUAGCUGAGCAGUGGGCGAAUGCGCUACGCACGGGCUCACAAUUCACAGAGCGAGUCCGCGUCAGGCGAUUCAACGAUGAGUCUGCAUAUCGCUGGUUUAUUUUUCGUGCAAACCCGUUACUUUCCGCAACAGGGGAAGUGUUGUAUUGGAUCGGAUCGUUCCUUGAUAUACAUGAGCAGCAUGUUACCGAGCUGAAGGCUGCGCAAGAAAGACAAAAGUUUGCAAUCGAUGCCAAGUACCGAGCCUUCUCUAACUCAGUGCCUCAAAUAGUCUUUGAGGCAGCCGAAUACAGGGGCCUGAUUUUCGUGAACGAGCAGUGGCAUCUGUACACUGGCCAGGAUCUCGAUGAUGCGUUGAACUUUGGCUUCGCGAAACACGUGCACCACGAUGAUCUGGAAAAAUGCGGUCUACUUUCUUUCUAUCUUGCGACUGGAACCCAGAAUAGUACCCCUGCUGUUCGAUCAUCAGAGGAGCCCUCGGAGGAUUCGACACGGAAACCACAAGCGCAGGAGCCGAGCUUCAAUCAGGGCGUCACCCCAGCGUUAGACGAGCUUGUUAAGCGCGGCGUGGCUUCCGUACAGCAAGAUGAGAACGGCCGUGUCUUUUAUUCGACAGAAAUCCGGCUCCGAUCAAAAGGCGGAGAUUUCAGAUGGCACCUUGUUCGUUUGGUCCGAGUUGAGACUAGCAGCUUUGGAAGCGGUGAGGCCUCGUGGUACGGUACUUGUACUGAUAUCAACGACCGCAAGAAUCUGGAGAGAGAGCUCAACAAGGCGAUGCAACAGCUUAACAACCAAAUGGAGUCGAAAACGAAGUUUUUCAGCAACAUGUCCCACGAGAUACGCACUCCCCUGAAUGGGAUAUUGGGCACUAUCCCGUUCAUUCUUGACACUCAGCUUGACACGGAUCAAAGGCGGAUGCUUGAUACUAUUCAGAAUAGCUCGACAAACUUGCGCGAGUUGGUUGACAAUAUUCUGGAUGUCUCCAGGGUUGAGGCUGGAAAGAUGUCCCUAGUCAGUUCUUGGUUCCAUGUGCGAUCAGUUAUUGAAGACGUGAUCGACACAGUGUCGUCUAGAGCAAUCGACAAAGGCCUCGAAAUGAAUUAUCUCAUGGAUGUGGACGUCCCGCAAAUGGUCAUUGGCGAUAGAUUCCGCAUUCGACAAGUCUUGAUCAACCUCGUCGGCAAUGCAGUCAAGUUUACCGCUCAAGGAGAGAUUCACAUACGUUGUUCAGUCGAUCGCAAUACUAGCUCCCUCUCCAAGCCGACUGAGAUUCUGUUGAACUUUGACGUUGUUGAUACAGGCAAAGGAUUCAGUGCGCAGGAUGCCGAGCGUCUAAUGCAGCGGUUUAGUCAACUCGGACAAAAUGCCUCGCAGCAAAAUGCAGGAAGUGGCCUUGGGCUGUUCUUGUCUAAGCAGCUGGUGGAAAUGCACGGUGGUCUGCUGACGCCUAGCAGUAAAGAGGGACAAGGGGCCAAGUUCUCAUUCUACGUCAAAGUGGACGCUCCGCCACCACCGGCCCCGGGCGAGCCUAGCCUUCCUCGGGAGCUGCGUGAGCCUUCAAAAUCCGGAUCCCUACAAAAGAUACUCUUUUCAUCUAAAGAGGCAUUGGAUUCCAAAGGCCGGGAACCAGCAGAACUCUCAUCGCCACUCGAAUCACCUCUUUCUCAACCCCCUCAACCCCCGUACAGCGCAGAGCUUUCUGCUCGCUUGGCAUCUGGCAACUUUUCCGCACGAUCUUCCUUCUCUUCUGCGUUGCCGACCCCGGAACUUCACAGUAUUGAUCCUCUAACGAGAGUAGACUCCUCCAAGUCCGUAUCUGGCCAGUCUGAGGCUUCUCUCAACCCUGUACUCAACAGUCCGGCAAAGGUGGGAGCUGGACUGGAGCCUGUACCGCCCGGAACUGCAUACUCAAUACUCAUCUUGUGUCCAUUGGAGAACACCCGUAAAGCUAUUACGCAGCACAUUGAGCAAGUGGUUCCUCAUGAGAUUCCAUACUCGAUCAAGUCUUUCCCGGACGUUGAGGAUUGGAAAGAUUCAGCGGACUUCGAUUCGGGUGCCCCUAUUACCCACCUGGUCCUUAACUUGCCCAAUGUGGAUGAGAUUGUGGAGGUGAUAAAUAUGGUCGGAACUCGUGAACCAGAGAAGGCGCCAACUCUUGUCAUUAUCUCUGAUCUCUAUCAGAAGCGCCGAAUUAUUUCCAAUAUCAAGGAGCUUUCCUCUAGUGGAAAGUGCGUCUUCACCGUACCAAAGCCUGUCAAACCAUCGGCCUUUUCUCCGAUUUUUGAUCCUAACAAUCGCCGCGACCUCAGCAAAGACAGAAACCAGGACACGGCUCGUGAAAUCAACAACAAUUUCAAGACCAUGUCAAAAAUGGUUAAGGAGGUUAUUGGGAAUAAGGGUUACCGGGUAUUGUUGGUAGAGGAUGAUGAGACAAAUCGCAUGGUCAUGAUGAAAUAUCUCGACAAGAUCAAGGUUAUGGCAGAGACCGCAGGGGAUGGUCAGCAGUGUACUGAGAUGGUCUUCUCCAAGGAACCGGGAUAUUACUCCUUGAUUAUUUGCGAUAUUCAGAUGCCCAUCAAGAACGGCUACGAAACAUGCCGUGAGAUCCGCAUGUGGGAACUGAAGAAUCAUUAUCCUCAGAUACCGAUCAUGGCUCUAUCUGCAAAUGCCAUGACCGACCAGAUCGAAGACGCGGCACGUGCCGGGUUCAACGACUACGUCACGAAACCAAUCAAGCACAAUGAAUUGGGGAAGAUGAUGAUGGGCCUUCUCGAUCCUGGCCGACCACUGCUUCUACUUCGGGAUCGCCUCAGGGAAGGGCCCGAUACUACUCCUCGUGCGGAGUGA
Aspergillus calidoustus is the source of this 5697-nucleotide messenger RNA. The record is from the annotation of a GenBank genome assembly. Lineage: Eukaryota; Fungi; Ascomycota; Eurotiomycetes; Eurotiales; Aspergillaceae.